Molecule: messenger RNA, 2611 nt
Organism: Hymenoscyphus albidus
Lineage: Eukaryota; Fungi; Ascomycota; Leotiomycetes; Helotiales; Helotiaceae
Source: the annotation of a GenBank genome assembly
AUGGGCAGAUCCCGUCUCAAUCCACUUUUUUAUUGUUCGUAUGAUAUGGCUUUCUCUUGAUGUUUUCCUUUCGCUUGCUCACGCGCGUUGCGCUUGUGCUGGCUUGGGUGGUGUGUUCUCUGGGGGCGCAAUGGGUUGUUGCGUAGGGUGGGAUAGGGAUAAUUUUUACAUUUGUACCAGUCAACACGAUCGCGGCGGUUGGGGAAACAGUUACUAUCAAGGUUCCUAAUGGGGGAAAAUAUAAUUGGAGUAUAGUCCAGACUUCCUUUGAUGAGCCAUGUCACUACUUGACGGGAGGUUUCCAUCCUGGCAUCAUUGCCGCAGAUCCAGACAAGCCAGUUUGUAUAUCCGAACCAAAGUCCUCCAAUCAAUCCGCUAAAACUUAUCUAGAAUACAACAUUUUUUGACUUCAGUUUUAUUGUCCGAAAUCAGCAGCCGAUAUACUACAACUUUGGCGAAGAGUUCACAUGUAACCAAGGCAUGGCUGCUGGAGUCAAUACACCUUCCGCACAGCCCGCUUUUAAAUUCCGUCAAGCAGCUAUAGCUGCGACACCCUCUCUGAAUAACGCCGCGGCAGCAGCGGGAGCAAGAGGGUCUGGAUUUAAAGGACUUACCCCUUCACAAGUGAAAAUUGCAACGCCACUCAUCAUCGUAUCCGUCUUGCUCAUGGCGGCUGGGGCUAUUUACUAUUGGAGAACACGAAAUCGGCCACGAAAAUCCGACACCAUAGCAAUUGAUCGUCCAGAGUUAGAAGAAGGACGCAGCACACAGGAAUUGGAUGCAAGUAGGCCACCAGCAGAGCUGGGUUUGAAAUCACCAAGGGGAUACGUGUAUGAGCUCUCUGCGGAAGAGGCGAGGGCACUUAGGUCAAAAGAAAGUGUCCAGCAGAAGCGAGGAAGUUUGUAUUUCUGGCGAGCGGAAAUUCGUCCUUCGCGAGGAUGAAGUCUUGGGCGAAAAAGGGGAAAAGUGGAGGACUGUCACGUGAGAGGUAAACAAAUCUCAAUGGCCGCAAAAGAAAGGAUGUAAUUGUUUUUACCACUCUCGUUUCAGUUCAUUAAAAGGUUUGGAAUUCUGUUCAGUUUUAUUGUCCGUCCAGUUCGCAUUUGGAUGGAUGGGAUGUGACUUGACGGUCGUUCCUUCCAAAGUACAUUUCCACGUGAACACGCGCUAAGACGCGUUGGCCAACUGAAUGCCUCAACUUCUGAAUGCAACACCACACCACAUCACUGCCUCUAUCUCCCCUCCAUCGUUUGUGCUGUAUACCAGCCUCGGUCUCCAAGUCGUGUCGCACCGAAUCGUAUAGCGACUGAUUGUAAUACACACUACGCAUCGUAAGUUUGCCUUUCCUCCUAUUGGCAUCGAGGCACUUGGGCUGACAGUGAUAGUCCACAGACCAUCCUCUACCACCAUGUCGCCUCCAGAGACGAAGACAACCACAAAAUCAUCAUCAUCUCCUAAUCUCCUCGACCUGCCUCGUGAUGUCCGAAAGAAGAUCCUUCUGGACGUUCUUCUUGACCCAGUCUCACCAAAAUUCGAAGCCACGACACCUCCAACCAGCACAAACUACCCCAACUACUUUGCAGUUACUUUCGUCAACCGACAACUCCAGCGCGAAGCCAACGAUGCCUUAGCCAAGUCUAAGGCACUCAUCAUCGUCUCCUCAAACGGCGAUUCUUAUGACAAACACCUUCGGGUGUAUGGAAUUCCAACAGUCUCCACUUCCCGCGCUGCAAAGCUCAAGCACUUCGCCAUGAGAGUUCAUGUGACCUACCCAAAGAAGGCAGAUAAAGUGGUCACCUCAAUCAUUAUUCUCUCCUCAGAACUCCCAAAUCUCAGCCGUCUAUUGAGAAUCCACAGUCUAUCUCUUCGUCACUCGGACCAAUUCCCUAUCAACGACGAAGACACCAAGAAGUUCCCCCGAAUGGCCCUUAAGAUCCGCUUUGGUGAUGGAACUGGAACAACCAAAGACGAGCAAAUCGCCCUCCUGAAGCAGAUGGUUUUCGCAGAUAGAGUCGGUCCAAUCACUAUCCUCAAACCCGCCGACCCAUCAGUCCGCGACAUCCUCCCAGGCAGCACCCACACCUUCAUACCAUCCCCUUCCCUCCCCAAUAACCCUAUGCUUGUCAAACGCGCCCGCGACCAAUGGUUCCGCGACACCCGCAAGCAAGAUGGUAACGACCAACUUGAGAUCUACGAUUGGUGCAUCAUGCACGCUAUCAAAGCAACCCUCGCGAUGAAUCACUCCCUUGCCAUCGCCCGUUACGAGCUGGUCCGUGAUCUCAUCCACAUCUUCUUUGACAAGAAUCGCUUCGUGGGUCAUCCAUCGAUGGACUUUCAGUUGAAGAUUGACAUGCGGGAGAAUCAGGCGGCGGUAGGGUUGGCGAGAAGUAGGAAGCUAGUCGGGGAGAGUAUCAAGGUUACCUUUACCGGGGCGAUGAUGGCAGGAUUGAAUUUGAGCGCGGUGAGAGAUGAGAGAGGCAGAGAGUGUGCCAAGUUUAGGCGGAGAAAGGGAAAGGGAAAAAACGGAAAGGGCAAGGAGAAUGGGGAUGGUGAGGAGGAUAAGGUUCUGACUUCUUCUAUGCCUUCAUUUGAGGUGAGACUUUUGAGUUGA